Messenger RNA from Ictidomys tridecemlineatus (thirteen-lined ground squirrel), 5138 nucleotides. The record is from RefSeq and is a predicted model, not a curated record. Lineage: Eukaryota; Metazoa; Chordata; Mammalia; Rodentia; Sciuridae.
GGACAUUCCUAGUGAUAACUAGAUUUCUUAUAUCUACCAGAUUUAUUAUAUCUUAUACAUCUACCAGAUUUAUUGCUUUACGUGUCAGCCUGUCAGCUACUGAGUUUGAAAGGAAUUGCAUGUAGAGUGUAAAAGAUGAAUAAAACCAAGGGUCCCCAGAUUAGUGGUUGAGAUAGACAAGACAAACACAGGGGCUGUGCUUGGGAGCACAGAAAGGAGGGACUCCUCCUCCAGCACUGGAGAAAGCUGUAUCCAAAAUGUGGCAUUUGCCUUGGGUCACAAAAGCCAUAGAGCAUUCAAGGAGAUAUAAAGAGGAUAGGCUGUUGAAAUCAAAGUGUAGUAUGUACAAAGUAAGGUACGUGGUGUGCUUUAAGGAAGGGUGGGAGAUGGGUCUUAAAAAGUCUGAUGUAGACUUUAUUUUCCAAGGUAAAUAGUUCUUAGCAGUGGAAUACCUAAUUCUGUUUUUAGUGUUUCAGGAUGAUUCUGAAGCCUCUUUAAAAGAAAUUAAAGGGUUCCACCUAAGAUAGUGCCAAAUAGGAAUCAGUCAACUCCAAAGGUAGUUGAAAGUUAUAUUCAUGUUGGAGGAAUAUUAAACAGUGGUAUCUGUUUUCUCUUGUUUCAGGUGUGUACUCAAAUUUGGGAUAACAGAUGUGAAAAUCAUUUACCAAAUAAUUUUUGAGUGUCUGCAGUAAAGUAUACAACAAUGCUGUAGGUACUUGAGAUACUUCCAUGACUAAAUUGCUCUUCUGGAAAUUAUAUUCUAACAGGGUUCAUAAAUGAUAAGUAAAUUGUAUGCUACUAAGAGUAUCCAGGGUGUAGAGGGAGAAGAGUUUGUGUUAUUAAUAGGAUGCUCAGAGUGAGCUGUACUGAAAAGGAAAUUUGAGAAAAUAUUUAAAGGUGGUGAAACAGUAGAGUUCUUGGAGAAGGAGUAUUCCAGAAAGGGAGAACAACUAGAACAGAAACCCUAAGGUAGAGAGCAGGCUUUGCAUGUUCCAGGAACAGGAUGGAGGCCAGAGCAGAGUGAGGUGGAGUCAGAAGGGAAAGGAAGAAGUGCAUGUUCCUGGGGCUUGUGAGCACUAGGACUCUCGCAUCAGUGAACUGGGGAGGCUUUGCAAGAUUCCCACCAUCAGUGAAGGGAGUCCUAUGUCAGACAAAGGUCAACGACUUUCUGAGAGGCUUUUAAACAGUGGGUUGAUAGGAUUAGACUCUGUGUUGGGAAUAGACUAGAGAUGAGGAAACUGGAUUUUGAUGAUGAAAGGCUGAUUGUCCCCAGGCUGCUCCUGAGAUACGCAUCUUAGUGUUGAGGUGAGUACCUCGAACAAAACUAGAUGUGACCUUGUGAAAAGAAAAUGCCUUCUGAUUUCAAAAUCCUGGAUAAACAGAGGCGACUGCUGGUCUGUCACUCAGGGAGGAGGAAGGAAGGUGCCAGAGGUCCUGUCCCCCAUCACCUCCACUGUCUUUGCCUUUGUAGGCCCAGCCUCUUAGAAGAUUUACAAGUGGAAGCUGGAUGCAGUGCUGCGCUCCUGGAAAUUCCACUGCUCUCAGGAAGCUGAGGCUGGAGGAUGGCAAGUUCAAGGCCAGCAUGGGCAACUUAAUGAGAUCCUGUCUCAAGGUAAAGACUAAAAAGAACUGGGAGAAAUGCUCCGUGGUAGAGUGCCCCUGUUUUCAAUCCUCAGUACAAAUGCCAACAAGCACAUGAAAAGAUGCCCAGGAAAGUGCAAGUCAGAAGCACAGUGAGAUCACUCCACAUCACUGGGAUGUCUUUAAUUUUACAAAAAAAAAAAAAAGUAUUGUUGAGUGUCCUGUUGAUUGAACAAUACACACACACACACUUCAUGUCCUUCCAGAAUUUCAGAAUGUGGUGUUUUUUGAAAUGAGGGAGAUCACUGAAGCUGAGGUUAUACUGGAUUAGGGUGGGCCCUAGGUCCACCAGCUGGUUCACAAUUAUAGAAAGGCCAUUUGAAACAGAGAUUAAGUUACCAGGAGUAACUAGAAGCUGGAAGAGGCAAGGAAAGAAUCUUCCCUGGGGGGUGAGAGACUCACUGCCCUGCCAGUGCCUGGAUUUUGGAUUCUAGUCUCCAGAACCAUAAGAGCAGGGGUGUGUAGUUUUGAACCUCCGGUACUCUGAUGUCUGGUAGGGCAGCCUGGGAAACCAAUACCCUGUGCGUGGCUGGUGUGAGUGUUCUGCUGUGGAAAACACUGUGGUGGUUCCUUAAAGAAAGUACCACCAGGUUCCCUCCUAGGGUAAAGAAUUGGAAACAGUUGUUCAGUCCAUAGCAGCACAAUUCACAAUGGCCAGCAGAUGGAAGGAACUCAAAUGUGCAUCCAAGGAAAAGAGGAAAUGCUAAGUGCGAUUGCCCGCAAGAGGGUCACUCCGCCAUGAAAGAGGAAUGAAGCCUUGGUCCAUACUGCAGUGUGGAUGAGCCUCAGAAACAGGCCAACUGCACUGGGCCAAGCACGGAGUGGCUGGGGCUGGACUUCAUCCAGAUGAGCUGAAUUUAAGGAUAUUUGUACAAGGGAGCAACUGUAACAAUUGACAAGUAGAAUUCAAAACAGGCAAGUAGAGAGUUGAUGUUACGGAGUAGGAGGUAAAAGGCGGAUGUGGUGCGGCAAAACCUCACCACACUGUGGGUCAGAGAACAAGAGUCUCGGGAGGGUUGAGGCUGGAGCCAUCAACCUCAACCUGGGGCUGCUCUGACGUAUUAUGGUGCUAUCUAGGAAUAUUGCUGACCAUAUCAUAAAUUUUUGUUAUAUAGAACUGAAAAUUCACAGAAGAAGCCUUGAAACUGAACGCAGAGAGUCGGUCAGGCUGUUCCAGCUUCCCUCCGAGUCCUGGGACGCCGCCAGCUGCUUCUGGGCUCAGCGCCUGCUGCCCUGGAGCCCCUCUCAGGGCACUCUCCAGGGGUGGGGCAGUGCCGGGGCCAGAUGUUGGCUUGUGAUGGCCUGCAGGGUAAUAAACAAAAGACAACAUGUGGGACUUCAACAACUGUCCUUAUUUGCAGAAACAGGAAGAACGUUCCUGGGCCCAGUGAAAUCAUCCAAAUUUGUUACAGGUGGGGACUGUCAUGAAAGUGUGUUGAUCAGCUCAACAGUAAGACUCCUUGAAAGCUUGGAUUUGACCAGCACAGUGGGGCAGCUUCUCUAUGAGGCAGUUCAAGCACAAAACAACACCUAUAGGACUGGCACCAGCACUCUCUUGUUUCUCGUUGGUGCGUGGAGCAGGGCUGCUGAAGAGUGCCUCCAUCUGGGUGUUCCUAUUCCCGUAAUCGCUGCAGUGAUGUCAGAAGGCUUGGACUCUUGCAGGGAAGAGGUAGCUUUCCUUCAAGUCCCAGUCCACAACGUAUUUGACUGUGUGCACAACUCAAGGACCAUUUCUGGACUUGAAACACCUCAUGUUGGUUCCUGUCCUUUCCUACAAGCCCCUUCAGGUGCUGGUGGGAUACCCAAAGAGCAUGAUUUCAAACAUGCUGCCUCUCAACUAUUGACCGUUUACAGUCUUUCUGGAAGACCUGUUAAACUGCCAGAAUUCUUCAACCUUCCAGUAAAGGUUGAAGCAGGUAAAGAGGCAUCACAGGGUCUGAAGAGCAGUGUGCACACAGACACCUGCUCUAGAAAGUCAGUACUGACCCACAGUAGGCAUUUUAACAGGACCAAUAAUAGUCUUUGGAUAAGCAAACAAGAUGGGUUUCUAGAACAGUACAGCGCAGCUACUCCCAAAACCUACAGAUGUUGUGAUUUGGUAGAGUUGGCAGUGGGUUUGAGCCAUGGAGAUCUUGGCACCAUGAAGUUGGUAGAAGCAGCAGUACAACUGCAGUAUCACAAGGCAUGUGUGCAACAAGGCAACUGUACAGUGCCAUUUAUGUUUGAUGUUUCUAGAGUCUUCACUUGCUGUCUCCCAGGCUUGCCCGAAACUUUGUCUUGUGUUUGUUCAGGGUAUGUCACUGUUGUACCAAUAGCUAGUAUAACCCUGAUCGAGGGAUUAGAGAAUCAGCCUCUCCGGGUAGUUCUCAUUGAGGGUGACCUUGUAGAGAGUUACCACCACCUGGGAUUUAAUGAGUCCACCAAUAUUAAAACAGUACUAGAUAGCGUGGAACUUCAAGGAGACAGCUCAGAAGAACUGUGGACAAAUUAUGUAUUACAGGUGUUGACCCAGUUCAACGUGAACCUCAUCCUGGUGCAGGGAAAUGUAUCUGAACCCUUGACUGAAAAGUGUGGGCACAAUAAGCGGCUGGUGGUGGGAUCUGUGGGCAGCAGCGUGAUGCAGGCUUUCGCUGAGGCUGUGGGAGCAGUGCCAGUGACCUACGUUUCCCAAGUGAAUGCAGACUGUGUGGGCAGUGGCGUCUCCGUGACCUUCUGGAGAACUCCCUUGGAGGUUGUAGGCAGGAGCAGCGGAAUGCCAAUCUUGUUAAAAACAGAAGGAAUUAAUCUGAUCACAGCGGUGCUCACUCACUCAGUCCCUGCACAGAUGCAAGCCAAAGAAGACAGGUUCUGGACCUGUGCAUAUCGUUUGCAUUAUGCUCUAGAAGACGAAAAGGUCUUCCUUGGAGGUGGAGCAGUUGAAUUUUUGUGUCUGAGUCAUCUUCAAAUUCUUGCUGAGCAGUCUCUGAGCAAAGGUGACCACCCCAGUCUGGGGUGGCUUCCUAACACUUCCUGCUGGCUGGCCUCCUCCCUGCCAGCAUACAGGCCAACUGUGCUUAAAUGCCUGGCAGGUGGGUGGCACAGAUACCUCUCGGCACUCAUGUGUAACUCAGCCACUUGCCCAUCAGAGCUUGCAGCCCGCACGUUCAUCGAGCAUCAUGUACAAAAUGCUACAGCCUCUGGCUCGCCGUCGGCUUACAUUUUAAAUGAAUAUAGUAAACUAAAUAGUGGAAUUUUUAAUGCAGGUUUUUCAGAUAAACUGGAGCAAGUUCCAAGAGUUUAUGACAUUGUCACACCAAAGAUGGAGGCAUGGCGCCGAGCCCUGGAUUUGGUAUUGUUGGUACUUAAGACAGACAGUGAAGUUAUCACUGGACUUGGACAUGCACAGAUGAACUCACAGGAAGUAGGGGGGCUUUUAUUCUUAUAGCAUUAUUGGAUAAGUCUUUGGAAAAUAAUCUUUUGUAAUAUACCAUGCAAAUAAUAAAUUUGUUAAUAAUCAA